This is a messenger RNA of Oncorhynchus kisutch (coho salmon), 5258 nucleotides long. Its product is annotated as midnolin-like. Gene Ontology annotation, molecular function: protein binding. Gene Ontology annotation, cellular component: nucleus. The record is from RefSeq and is a predicted model, not a curated record. The transcript has 8 exons. NCBI's taxonomy places the organism in Eukaryota, Metazoa, Chordata, Actinopteri, Salmoniformes, Salmonidae. Bases 266 to 1966 code for a protein of 566 amino acids.
ACCCAUAACUGAGAGGGCUCGUUUAAAAGGUAUCUCGCCUCCCGAAUUGCACUUGUAAUACGAAAGACACUGGUGGGUAAACGUCAUACAGGCAUUUUAGGACUACUGGAACUCAAGCAGUGAGCAAGAGGAGUACAGAGCCUGUCCUUACUCCUAUAGUCGAGACGCACACAUUUGUCUGCGAAUUUACUGUCACAGUGGAUAGCCUACUGACCUAUCUGGAUAUAGCCUACUUCAGUAUUUCUCAUAGUUUAGGAAGAUUUACAUGCCAAAGCUGGGGAAACGUGUUGGAAAAACCCAAGCUUUAUCGCAAAGCUUUAAAGUUCUCGCCACAAUAAUUGGCUAUCGAAUGGACCAACAUCCUAGCGCCCGGAGCUGCACCAGCCGCGGGGCUCCGUCUUGCGAGGCCGUCCCGAGUGAACCCUCCAUGAAUUUGUACAUCCAUUCCACAACCGGCACACGCUUCGAGCUCGCUCUUCCCCUGGAGGAGACUGUGGAAGGACUGAAGAGAAGACUUUCUCAGAGACUCAAAGUACCAAAAGAAAGACUCGCCCUUCUACAUAAAGAAACGCGUCUGAGUUCAGGAAAACUCCAGGACCUAGGGAUAUCUGAUGGGAGCAAGUUAACACUUGUACCUACAGUUGAAGCAGGCUUAAUGUCUCAAGCAUCAAGACCAGAACAGUCAGUGAUGCAAGCUUUGGAGAGUUUAACAGAAACUCAGGUCAGUGACUUCCUGUCCGGCCGCUCUCCUCUGACCCUGGCGCUGCGAGUAGGUGAUCACAUGAUGUUUGUCCAGCUGCAGUUGGCUGCCCAGCAGUCUGGAGGGCAGCACUUACAGCACAGGCAGCUCAUCGCCCGCGGGGGUACAGAGGGCACCAUGGGACAGUCCACAGGCGCUUCUGGAGGGCUCAGCAGCGGGCAUCACCCCCGCGCCCCCACCCCCCACCACCACCACUCUCACCUCCACUCUCGCCCCAAUCCUAACCAGUCCCAGGCCCACCCAGUGCCCUUCCCCUCUACCAGCACAGCGGCCUUCCCCCCUGCCCCCUCACAACAGCCCUCUCCUCCCAUGUACCAGUCUUCCUCUUCCGCCCCCUCAAGUCACUGCAGCACCCCUCCUCCUGCUCCCCGUCCCUCCCAGCUGCCCGGCAGUCUGUUUAGUCGCUCCCACCAUCCCUCCCCGGGUCGACCCAGCCCCGCUUCCGAACCCCAGAGCACCCCCACUGCAGCCCCCUGUCCUGAGGCUAACUGUGCUAAGAGCCCCAGCAACAGCACUAGUGCUUCAGUGCACUCCUCCUCCUCCCGUAAACCAGGUGCCAUCAUCGAAAGCUUUGUCAACCACGCUCCUGGGGUCUUCUCAGGGACUUUUUCAGGCACUUUGCAUCCUAACUGUCAGGACAGCACUGGGCGGCCCAGGCGAGACAUCGGCACCAUCUUGCAGAUCCUCAACGACCUCCUGAGUGCCACGCGCCACUACCAGGGCGUGCCUCCCUCCCUCACCCAGCUCCGCUACCAGACGCAGUGUGGCUCGCCCUCCCCCGCCUCCACGCCGCCCUCACCCCCUCCUUCGCCCCCAGCCACCACCGCUGGCAUCGCCGGCAUCUCUGCCAAAGCUACCUCGGUGCCCGCCAGAAACCCCAUCUCAUCCCCCCUCCACCCGCUGGUGCAGUGCCAGAGCCAGAUCCGCAUGUGCAAGCCCCCUGGUGACCGUGUGCGUCAGACAGAGAACCGUGCAACUCGGUGCAAGGUGGAGCGUCUGCAGCUCCUGAUGCAGCAGAAGCGCCUGCGCAGGAAGGCAAGGCGGGACUCCAGAGCGCCCUACCACUGGCUGUCCAACCGCAAGGCGGGACGCAGCAACAGCAACAGCAGUGUGUCCAGCGAGGGAUCCAUGGACCUCGACUUCGACGACUCUGUGUGGAAGCCCGACGUCAAGGCCGACAUGAAGUCCGAGUUCGUCAUGGCGUAAUGAUAAAGACGAGGAUACCGAUUGGCUGGAUAAUGGAGAGCCAGACUCUGGGAUUAAGCGAGAGGAAGUUGGGGAUGGUUUCGGAGGUGUGGAAAACAGGCUGGAGCCGAGUGUGGAGCAUGAAAAAAAAAGAGAGAGGGAAGAAAGCUGGUCAUGGUCUUCUCUCGGUGGGACAACCAACUGUCACACCAAAAGGCUCCCUGCUGACUUUCAUCUUGUCAUGUCCCCCACAGCCUCCUACCAUUAGAAAUAAACAACAGAAACAGAUGUUUGACAUUUAGACUGGGAACGGAUAUGUCUGGACUUACGAGACUACAGUUAUGCAUAUAGACUGCAAAUACGUACUGCCUAUGAGAAGAGGAAAAAACCCCAGAACUGAGCAUAGCAGACUUGGAUGGUGGUGGUAGUGGUGUUUUUGUGUGGGUUUUUUUCCAUAGAUUUUUUUCAAGCAGAACUCUGGAGAGAGAUCCACACUGGACUUGUGAGCAGGAGUGAUGGUGGCUGGGGCCGUGGUGUAACUACACAGGACAGACAGAUAACUGCUGGCCCCAGAGCCAUCCCUGGCCUACUCUAAUGGGCAUUCUAGGUCUCCACUUCACCGACAAGAGUCAACUUUUUACUUAUAGGGUUAUCUUUUUAUUUUCAUUUGAAAUGUAUUGUUAUUUUAUUUUUUUCUAAAGAACUAUGUAGCAUUGUUCACAAAGCAUUCAGGUUUUCAUCGACAGUUUCAAAAGUAGUCGUUUUUUUGCCAAUUUUUCAUGAUUUUGGAACAGCAGGUCAGAGUGUGCAGGAAGUAGGAUACGAGGAGCAAUGACUCAUGGGAAAUGGGCAUUUGACUAAAGUUCAGACUUACAUGAACGGCAACCUCAGUGACAUACAGUAGGAUAUUAAUAGGAAUUAAUUCAUUAAUAAACAAAGAUAAUAUUAAUGGGGUGCUUUAGAGGAUUUUAAAAUCAUGAUUUAAAAAUGUAUUUGGAAAGAAAUCUGUUUAUUUAACUUUUCAUCUGCUGUUUAAAAAAAACAUUAGUCCAGUUUUGCUUGGGUCAAGCCAUUCAUUAAAUUGAUAACUAACAAACGUAUUCAUCCAAUCAUUCAUCCGCUCAUUCACUCAUUAGGGUCAUAUUGCCACAAACAAAUAAUGGAGAAAAAAUCCCAUUGAAUCCAACUUGUGUCUUACAGACCUAUUUCACUUAUAGGUGGGGAUCACAAAUGUAUGUGUGUGUGUGUGACAUUUGUGUAUAUUCAUUACGAUGGCUGAUUCAUCCCUUUUGUCACUCAAACUAUGGAGGUUCGGUACAGACGAUUAUCUCCAUUCCUUACCAUUGAGAUGAUGUAGACACAUGUCCCAUAUAUUCCUUUUUGAACCUACAUCACACUUUAACCAAGGCCCUUGUUAGAAAAAUGUGAUUACGUCAAGCUACUUUCUACUAUUGGAAAGGAGAGGUGGAAGAAAGCUAAGAAAUCCCAAGCAGGGAACCUGUCUCCACUUUCAUCAACUAGUGCCUCCACCAGUGGAUUCCCUCACAUAUCAGAUUAGGCCUUUGACAGACUUUCUAAGAGUUUUGCUGCUACAUGGGACUUUGAUAGACAGGGAAAAGAGUAACUUUUCUUUGCAUGCAAAAAGUGUGAAUUAUCCUGAUAUUUUUGUUGUUGGAGGAAAACAAAUAGAGGAGAAAUGGAAGAGCAGGUAAAACAUGCAUGAAUAAUGAUAAGCUGCUUUUGUUGGUUAGGUUUUUAUGUUCUGAAAAACAACAGCAGUGUCCUGCUCCAAGUAUUCUCAAAGCAAACCAAAACAGAAGACUGGACUCAUAUCUUACCCUGGACUGAACAUUCCCUGGACCGUGAUGAUCAUGAGCAAAGAGCAACUGACUUUCCUCCCUGAAUGCUAGUUCAACCAACACCAAUCUCCUCAACACAGAGACAAGUACCCUGGCAGCAGCCAACUAUAACUCCCCUCAGCCUACUUAAUAACAUAGUGUUCAGCACAGUGCAUGUUUGGGACUAACAGGGAGACCCUUUGGACCAGCGUACACAUCCCCGAACCCAAACCUGUAUGGAGAAACACCAUGUCUGACCACCCUACCAUGAUUGCACUCAAAGAGUUUGCAGUGAGAGAUUACCUUGUUUGGUGAACCUCUUCUUUUUUUAAGUGGCCUUAUCUUUCACUAAACAAGACAGGUGUGGACUGGGGGGACACGGUUUCUUUCUUCACCUGUAUUUUGUCACAACGCUAUUGUCACUGAGGAUUCGGGCAUCUCUUGUUUGUGCUUUUAAAGGGUGGAGUCUUAUGUCAAGGCUUCUGUGCCUUAAACGUUGCCCUUGCAGAGUGUGUCAGAUAUACGAUGAACAAAUUAUUUCCUUUGAUUAAUGAAUUAAUUCAUAUAAGAGUCUGUAACCACACGAGAGCUGUAGUUUUUAGGGGUAAGCACGUUGAGUGAAUUAAUAUUGAUGUGUUUGUUCCUCAAUCGGUUUUCCCAUUUUCUCUCCAUUGUGUUGCCAUGUUUGUUGGUCUACUUUGUCCAAAUCCUCCCCUCUGUCCUGCCCACCAACAAGCUGAAAAUCAACACAUUGACAAAACAAAGUACCUGACGUGGAAGUUUUGACUGUAAUGUGCAACUAUGGCAACAAAGUGGCCUGACUGACUUGGCAGGUGUCCUCUGAGGACGUGAGAUGACAUGACAUGCACUUCCUGUCUCCUUGGAUAAGACAUUUCAAAGGACAAAUUACUCCCCCCUAAAUUGAAUAGAAUUUUGUAUACAUGUAUGAAAUAUACUCUGUGUGUGCCUCACUUAUGUGUGAAAUAAAAAAAUAUUUAAAAAAAUAUAAAAAAAUAUUAAAAGAUGACAUGGGAUGAGAUGGGACAAAGGAGGGGAUGGGGAGGGCAUUUAAAAAACAGUUUGUUGGUGGAGUUCUGAUCACGUCAUUUAAGUUGCCUGUUAUUUCUUGUAGCCAACCAUUGAAAAUAAUGACAAGAGUCAAGAAUACAAUUUACAAUGUUCUAGCUAUAGACCGGUGUAGCACAUGUGUGACUGUAUUAAUUUAUGAAACCAAAACGGUAACUGUGAAUGAUGUAUUUCUUUGUGCAUUUGUAUAAGUGGGACAAGGUGGUUGGGACAUAGCAAUGACUAAUUCCUAUGUCCUAUUUGAUGGAAUAUAACGGAAAUCAUGUUUCCCAAAAAAACAAAAAAUAUAUCAAUAUAUUUUUUUCUUAAGCAAUACAUUUCAGUGUGACUUGUGAUAGAACAUUUUCCUUUUUUAGGUAAUAAAUAAAAAUACAAAAUGAGUAGACCCA